Messenger RNA from Pipistrellus nathusii (Nathusius's pipistrelle), 1596 nucleotides. Lineage: Eukaryota; Metazoa; Chordata; Mammalia; Chiroptera; Vespertilionidae. The record is from the annotation of a GenBank genome assembly.
AUGGAGCCCGAACCAGAACCCGCAACUAUCGAGGUGCCUGCGGGGCGCGUGCUCAGUGCCCGGGAGCUGCUCGCCGCCCGCGCGCGGCCCCAGAAGCUGCCCCAGCGCGCGCAUGGCCCCAAGGACUUCCUCCCCGACGGCUCCGAGGCCCAGGCCGAGCGGCUGCGCCGGUGCCGCGCCGAGCUCUGGCAGCUGCUGGCGGAGGAGCGCGUGGAGCGCCUGGGCAGUUUGGUGGCCGCCGAAUGGAGACCGGAGGAGGGGUUCGUGGAGCUGCAGACGCCUGCGGGUAAGUUCUGGCAGACCAUGGGCUUCUCGGAGCAGGGCCGGCAGCGGCUGCACCCGGAGGAGGCGCUGUAUCUGCUGGAGUGUGGCUCCAUCCAGCUCUUCCACGAAGACCUGCCCUUGUCUGUCCAGGAGGCCUACCAGCUGCUGCUGUCCGAGGGCACCGUGACUUUCCUGCAGUACCAGGUCUUCAGUCACCUGAAGAGACUGGGCUAUGUGGUUCGACGGUUCCAGCCAAGCUCCAUCCUGUCCCCUUAUGAGAGGCAGCUGAAGUUGGCCAGCAGCACCCAGUGCCUGGAGGAUGGGACUGGCAAGAGGAAGAGGAGGGGCUCCAGCUCUCGGUCCAUUCAUAAGAAGUCCAAGACCCUGGAGAACCCCCUACAGGGAGCAGAUGGGACACCCAAGAGCCUGGGAACCUCUGUCCCCCCUUCCCUCAGCCAGGACCGCCGGUGCCCGGAGGAGGAACCCCAGGAGGAAAGGCCCGUAAAGGGCCCAGCGGGCCUCUCUCAGCCUUGGGGUUCCCCGGAGCCCGGCCCUGGCCUGGCCAGGGAGGUGGGGGGGUGCGGCCAGGAAGGGGGCAAAGUGGAGAACGGGGUCACGGGGCCUCGAAAGCCGCGCUGGGACUUUGAGCGGAUCUCCUUCCCCAACAUGGCCGCAGACAGCCGCCACACCCGCCUGCUUGCCCCGGCCCCGGAGCUGCUCCCGGCCAACGUUGCAGGGCGGGAGGCGGACGCCGAGCCCUGGUGCCAGAAGCUGAACCAGCGCAAGGAGAAGCUCUCCCGACGCGAACGGGAGCAGCAGGCAGAGGCCCAGCCGCUGCGGGAGGAUGUGAACGCCGACCCCGAGGUGCAGCUCUGCUCCAGCUGGCCGGAGUACAAGCAGCUGCUGCGGAGGCGGCACCUGCAGGCCGCCCAGAGCCGCCCCUGGCACCUGUGGGGCCAGCCCGUCACCCCCCUGCUGAGCCCCAGCCAGGCAGACUCCCCAGCCUCAGUGCUUCAACUCAUCUCUGUGCUGCAGGCGACACACCUUGCUGAGGGGGGUGCCUGGCUGCAAGAGAAGCCUGGGAGCUUGGAGAUCAGCUUUGAUGUUUACCAGGCUGACGCCGUGGCCACGUUCCGGAAGAAUAACCCUGGCAAGCCCUGUGCCCGGAUGUGCAUCAGUGGAUUUGAUGAACCAGUCCCAGACCUCUGCACCCUCAAGCGGCUGUCCUACCAGAGCGGGGAUGUUCCUCUGGUAUUUGCUCUGGUGGACCAUGGAGACCUCUCCUUCUACAGCUUCCGGGACUUCACUCUGCCCAGGGACCUGGGACAGUGA